Phyllopteryx taeniolatus (common seadragon) is the source of this 1557-nucleotide messenger RNA. RefSeq names its product tripartite motif containing 63b (gene trim63b). The transcript has a single exon. NCBI's taxonomy places the organism in Eukaryota, Metazoa, Chordata, Actinopteri, Syngnathiformes, Syngnathidae. Gene Ontology annotation, molecular function: zinc ion binding. Bases 155 to 1192 code for a protein of 345 amino acids. The record is from RefSeq and is a predicted model, not a curated record.
GUAUAAAGGACAGCGCCGCGAGUUCAUCAGCCAGAGUAGAUCUAUAAAUGACCCGGUAGUAGCACACACCAAGGAUAACAGAGCGUAGUGUCUUCUUUGUUACAAAAACUUUUCCCAACUGACCAACAAAGAAGUUGGACAUUUAUUUUCUAUCAUGGAUCUCCAGAGGACCGGAUCCUUGGUUCGCCCUCCAAGUCCCAUGGACAGCCUGGAGAAGCAACUGAGCUGCCCCAUCUGCCUGGACAUGUUCACCAAGCCUGUGGUCAUCCUGCCCUGCCAACACAACCUGUGCCGCAGCUGCGCCAGCGACCUCUACGACUCACGCAACCCGUACCGCUUUUCCGGCGGCGUCUUCCGCUGCCCCACGUGCAGGUUCGAGGUGGUGCUGGACCGUCAUGGUGUCCACGGGCUCCAGCGGAACCUGUUGGUGGAGAACAUCAUCGACAUCUACAAGCAGCAGCAAGAAUUGAGCGGCAACAGCAACACUGAAACCUCCCUGAAGCCUAAAGAGUCCAAAGAGCCCAAGUGCCAGGAGCAUGAAGACGAGAGAAUCAACAUCUACUGCAAAACCUGCCAGACCCCGACAUGCUCCAUGUGCAAAGUGUUUGGGCAGCAUAAAGACUGCGAGGUGGCGCCUUUAGAGAGUGUCUACCAGGCCCAAAAGGGUGAACUGAGCAAUGCCAUUGACAGCCUGGUGGCCAGCAACGGACGCCUUCAGUCUCUGCUCAUCCAGAUGGAAGACGCUUGCCGUGCCGUACAGGAAAACGCGCAGCGCGCUAAACAAGGCCUAGCCGAGCGCUUCGACCUGCUGUAUGCCAUCCUGGAAGAGCGAAAGACCAUCCUCCUGGAGCAAAUCGGUAAAGAGCAAGACGAGAAGGUGGCCACGCUUCGGGCGAUGUCCCAACGUUAUGGCGAGCGACUCCAAGCCAGCACCGACCUCACCGAUUCGGCCGUAAGGGCACUGGAGCAGAGCGGCGCCGCCGAGUUUCUGGUGUCGGCCAAAGGCCUCAUCACGCAAACCAAAGAUGCGGCCAGAGGCUCCAUGGGUGAGGAGCGGCCCGAGCCGGGUUUCGAGAAGAUGGAUCAUUUCGCCGUGUCAACAGAGCACGUUGUGGCGGUGCUGGCAAAAAUGGACUUUGGCUCAGACGACGACGAUGAUUUUGAUGAUGCGGAGGAGGAAGAGGAGGAAUAAUGGAAAAUGAAGUGAUGCUGGACUUAUGUACUUGGGAAGAUGUUCUGACAAGAGUAUGGCAGGGAUUUGUGGAUGUUAUUGAUAAUAAGUUAUGGGGGGAUGUGGGAUAGCGUCACUUGCCAGUACUUUCGGUGCAAUAUUUACCAAGUUGAAUACAUAACUUUCCUUUUUAUACUUUUGUACUUCUGAACCACUUGAAUGUUGGUGUUAAGAGGAGAUGUCAAGUUUAAAGUAACGAAUGUCUAAGAUGUUGAUUUUGUUCAAAUUGUAGCAUAUGGUUCUAGAUGUUUUGCUAUUUCUCACUUUGUCUUGGUUGACUUACUUGGACUUGAAUGGAACCCCAAAUAAAGCUGCAUGACAUUAAA